Molecule: messenger RNA, 712 nt
Organism: Ectocarpus sp. CCAP 1310/34
Lineage: Eukaryota; Phaeophyceae; Ectocarpales; Ectocarpaceae
Source: the annotation of a GenBank genome assembly
UGGGGGAGACUAACCUAUUACCCGGAUCAACAAUCGCGUGUGCAUGUGUUUGCCCAUUUCGGUGACAAGCGGCCACGAAAUAAUGAAAUAACCCCCUUCGGCCUUGAGGAGUACCCCGGAUCCGUUAGCCUCCCACCUACCCCCAGUGCUACCGCGAACUUAUGUACGCAGCAAUCCGUACCCCACAAAGGGUGAUCCACAGAACGAUCAUCGCACAACGUCGUUACUCCUCCAUCGUAUGCAUCACGCGGGAGGAGCUCAACUAGCAAGUGUAGGAAAGGAUUGUCGCUACAAUACAGCCGCUCAUUCUUGGCGAUGUCUGACCAGCAGCGCGACUCUUGGACUCUGGACAUCCCCCGUAGCCUCACACCCUCACCCUAAUGACUUGCUGUCAUCCUCUGAUGUGUCUCGUGUCUGCUGUAUUUUUAUGUACGAAGUUUGAUUUUUCAAAUUGUGGACAGCUGUUGCUGGAACGGGUGCUGUUCCUGAUGGAUCAUGACCUCGUCGAUGGCACUUAUUGCUACCACAGUUGUUCGUAGCAGUUCAACCAAUUAAGAAAAUCCAUGAUCAGAAGGGUGGGGUGCGGCAGGCCCAUGCCAUGGGACAGGAGAGCGGCUGGCUGGAUUGCAAGGUAGUCUUCCUGUGCCACGUUUGCUCACAGCAGGUACAGCAGUACACAAGGUACAAACUCACCAUGUUUUCCUCUGCUCGU